AUCUCCUUCUAGCGGCCUUCAUUAAGAUUCGUACUGGCUUUCGUUUGAAAGGAAGGUUGCAUACACUAAGGAGGAAGUGGAAUUAGGUGUUUAUGUAGAUUGCAACCUUUAACAUCCCAAGAUCGAACUAGUACCAUUCAACUCCAAUCGCCAUUCCAUCAAGUCAUCAAACAAAAGGAUUCCGAAAUCAUUCCAGGAACCGUAGUCGUACAUCGAUCUUCUUGUUGCGAGUUUCUAGUUGCCCGCCACCCCAUCUCUCAGCUUCUCCCUCAUCUGACACAACACCAUGUCUAGCGACCGAUCCACCACACAAGCUCCCGAAGCUUCGAAACAGCCAUUGGCCGUAGCGUUCUCAAUAGCGUCUGGGGAAUCAUCCCAUCAGGAUCCAGUAGUCCCGAAAUCCACACUUGCACCCGUGCCCGAUACUUUGAUCGAGCCGAACAACCAAAAGGAGGGAACGGCCAUCACUCUGCCUAUCAGCGCCACGCCGCCAAAUAUCAACGAUCAAAAUUCUACUGUGCAAGUAGAUCAAGCCGUAUUAGCCGACCCAACAAACCACACAAGUGAGGAUGUUACCCAAAUCACAGACGGAAAUAUCUCCGAUGUCAGUUUGGCAAACGUCCAGGAUACUUCACUUGAUAGCACAAGGCAAGGACCGUCAUUGGCGGACGAAAGAGAUACCUCAAUCGGAACGACUAAUCCAACAGACCCAACAGUCGACGUAGCGGAUGCCACACCGUUGCCCACCGAGGAGGAGGAGCAGCAGCAUCGCCGUCGUUUACUUGACUUCAUAGAGCAAGCCCAUGCACGUGGACAUCGCGACGCGGUAAUGAUGUUUACCCGGAUGUUAUACCCGGAGCUAAAUUCAUCCUUACCAGAGGAGCCUGUAUUGGAUCUUACUGGUCGUCGCCCUGCUCAAUAUAUCUAUUCACCAACAUCCCCAUACGGGUAUAGGAUACUCGAACAAGGCAUCUACUUCGUCCCCGGCUUGGUCGCUCCCUUUUCGGCAGAGGAUAUGAUCCACUGGCCUCAACCCGAACCUCACUUGCCUCAAAAUGAUCGGUUCAGAAAACUUAAGAAACAGAAGAAGAAAAAACGCAAACAAAGAUCUUACAAUCGUAAACUUAUGUAGGAUCACCUUUUUUUUCCUGCUUUUACUGGAUACAUUUUUUUUUAUCAAUCUUGCUCACUUUUUUUUUUCUUUAUCAUCAAAAAGAAUCACUCUUGUAUCAUUGCUCAUGAGACGCAUGUAAAACUGUAUAAAUCGAAGGUUUGUGUUUUGCUUCAUUUUACAUCAAGUCCAUCCAGUAAAUAAAUUAUCGAGCAGCUGUCUUAUGGAAUUUAACAGCACAUCUUGACUGCUGAUUAAUUUUUGGCGCAAUAGAUAUCUCAGCACUAAACUAGACAACAACAAAAUUAUUCUCUUCUCUCUUUGUCAUAGGAGUUAGGAACCCCAAACCUUCCCCUUGGGACAGUUGUCUCAAAUUCUCUGAAAUUAAAAUAUCAACACUGUUAUCAUUUUCCUUUUUUUUGGGGGGGGAGAAUUCAAUUUCACUAUCUGGGCUCUCAUAGUUAUUCACAUACUUCCAAGAAAUCUUGGAAAGGUCUCAAAAAACAAAACCCUUUUUUGACAUGGCUUCCUGUGCACUGUUUUUGCCCAAGUAUUUCCCAAUGUUCAAUGGCAAUGUAUGUAGCUUUCCAGUUC
Molecule: messenger RNA, 1705 nt
Organism: Puccinia graminis f. sp. tritici CRL 75-36-700-3
Lineage: Eukaryota; Fungi; Basidiomycota; Pucciniomycetes; Pucciniales; Pucciniaceae
Exons: 4
Coding region: 287-1132 (281 amino acids)
Source: RefSeq, a predicted model, not a curated record